This is a messenger RNA of Sander lucioperca (pikeperch), 5603 nucleotides long. RefSeq names its product metal-regulatory transcription factor 1 (gene mtf1). Gene Ontology annotation, biological process: positive regulation of transcription by RNA polymerase II; central nervous system development. Bases 410 to 2857 code for a protein of 815 amino acids. Gene Ontology annotation, cellular component: nucleus. The record is from RefSeq and is a predicted model, not a curated record. Gene Ontology annotation, molecular function: DNA-binding transcription activator activity, RNA polymerase II-specific; RNA polymerase II cis-regulatory region sequence-specific DNA binding. The transcript is spliced from 11 exons. Lineage: Eukaryota; Metazoa; Chordata; Actinopteri; Perciformes; Percidae.
AUGUUAAAGUCAGACAGCUUUAAUGCUUUAGCUACCUAAAAUGUCUGUAAGAUGUGCAAAAAACGGAGCAUCAGUCGCUCAGUAAUCUCGCAUUGCCAGACCUAUCUCCACUGCGCUGCAGAGUCGCUCAUCAAUGCAAGUUAUGUUUCCAUUAAAAAUAAACUGCGAAAUCGGAAGCUAGCUAACUUCAGUGUUAAGUUUCACAUUUCACUUAAGUUUCCCCUUAACUGCCGAAUCGGAAGCUAACUUCAGCGUCAUAGUCACUGCGUGUACAUCAGGCCACUCUUGUGUUUGUAAACGUAAGCUAGCCGUGUCGAGUAUGGAAAAGUUAACUGGCAUUGUCCUGUUGUAGUGUUAACAGUGCUAGUGUGCAGUCCUCCUUGCCAAGGAAGGAGAGGCACCAGGGACCAUGAGUGAGAAUGGCCCUCAUACGUCGGCGUCAAUGUACUUUGAGGUGGAGGUGGAUCACCUGGAGCGGGACGACGACGACGACGAAGAAGAAGAAGACAAGAACCACUUUGACAAAGAUGAUGACCUGAUCGCUGAGCCUUCAACGUCCGCUGGUCGGGUGUACGACCGCACCACAGUACUCAUUGAGCGGGACCCUAUCCGGCUAGAUGAGGAGGGCGAAGAAGAGGGUCACUGUGGAGGGGACGAAGACGGGGUCACCUUCCUAACUGAAGGGGAAGGUGAUGGAGAUGAGGAGGAUGUCUCGCUGGCUUUUAUGAACGACCCUGACGGCAUGUCACAGGGUUAUGUGCACCACACCAUUUCUCCAGACCAGAUCCAGUUCACAAUUAAUCCCGGCUCCACCCGCAUGCCACGCAACAUAGAGGGGGCCACCCUCACCCUGCACUCUGAGUGCCCAGAGACCAAGCUGAGAGAGGUGAAGCGCUACCAGUGCAUGUUCGAAGGCUGCACCAGGACGUACAGCACAGCAGGAAACCUGCGAACACACCAGAAGACGCACCGAGGCGAAUAUACAUUUGUGUGUAAUCAACAGGGCUGUGGAAAGGCCUUUCUCACCUCUUACAGCCUUAAGAUCCAUGUCCGUGUUCACACCAAGGAGAAGCCGUUUGAGUGUGAUGUGCAAGGCUGUGAGAAGGCCUUCAACACGUUAUACAGACUAAAAGCACACCAGAGACUUCACACAGGCAAGACAUUCAACUGUGAAUCAGAGGGAUGCACAAAGUACUUUACCACACUUAGCGACCUGAGGAAGCACAUUCGCACACACACUGGGGAGAAGCCAUUCCGGUGUGACCACGAUGGCUGUGGCAAAGCCUUUGCUGCAAGUCAUCACCUAAAAACACAUGUACGGACACACACAGGGGAGAAGCCGUUCAACUGUCCCAGUGAUGGCUGUGAGAAGACGUUUAGCAGCCAGUACAGUCUGAAGAGUCACAUCCGGGGCCACGACAAAGGACAGCCCUUCACCGUCACCCUCACCCAUCCGCUGUCUGAAGAUGCAAAUCACUCGCUGUGCCUCAGUGACUUAAGCCUCAUCUCUACAGACUCAGAGCUACGAGAGAACAUCCACAAUGCUCACAAUUUGGACCUCAGCAAUGUGAAAAUCUUUGAGCUCAUGUUCCAGAGUCCUGAAAAUAGUGUCAGCCAAGAUGAUGCCCAUCCCAACGAGAGCCUUGCGGAAUCCUUCAGCCUGGAGACGUCUACCCGGUCGGUAGUGACUGAUGGAUCGUCUCUCAUCUCUUUCUCUCUCCAUCCUACUUCCUCAUCUCCCUGUUCCCACAAAACUGCAGUCAUGGAGGCUCCUUCCCAGCUCAGUCAGAGCUCUUCCCCUCAGGCCUCCACCCCUGCCGCUGUCCCCGCCACUGUCAGCUCCACGCAGCCUCCGCCUUUCAUGCAACUAACUGGGCCUCAGCAGAUCUCCGAUGUGCCUGCCCAGGCUUCUGUCCAAGCGCCAAACAAUGUCACCCCCCAGCACUUUGUGGCACUGCCACCCACAUUCCUGUCGUCUGAUAGUGCCACCCAGACCACGCCUUUACCACAAGCCAUCUCCACUCCUCUUCCAGUGGCUCCAGCACUGACCACCCCUGCACCAGGCACCGCCCCUAUGUCUGUUGUUGCGGCCACCGCACCAGAUGCUCUGGCAGCUGUAUCUCAACCUGUGCCUUUGGCCAACAUUCCUGCCCCCAGCCCUGGCCAUGGUUUGGCUAACACCCCUGCCACCAUCACCAUAGCUCCCACCCCAAACCUGCUGCAGCCCAGCCUGGUCAUGUCUGACCAGAACCUCCAGUGGAUCCUCAGCAGUGCUGCCAACAGUCAGCAGAACCCAGAACAAACACCACAUCAAGGAGCUCCAAAAGUGGAAAAAGUUUUCUUCACGACAGCCAUACCAGUGGGAGGAAAUCCUGGCAGCUCAGUCCAGCAGAUCGGCCUCAGUCUGCCUGUCAUCAUCAUCAAACAGGAGGAAUCCUGCCAGUGCCAGUGUGCCUGCAGGGACGCUGCUAAAGACAAGGGUUCAAAGAGUGCCUCCUCCAUUGUUUCAGCCCCAGCACAGCCGCAACCACCAGAGCCACCUCCUCCCCCACUAUCACAACCCCCAGAGCCUCCACAUCAUUCAGCCACCUCAUCUUCUUCAUGCUGCCCCCCUGAGUCUUCCUCUAAGGUGGGUGAGGUGAGGCUGGAGGCACCCUCUUCUUCUUCCUCCUUCUCAGCUCAGACAUUCUCCACGAUAGGGAGCAGCACUGCCACAAACCCUUCCUCGUCUGGCGGGUUAGCCAAUAUGGAUGUCUCGGACUUCCUUUCCCUGCAGAGCCCUGAGACAGCUGCCAACAUUGAGGCUCUGCUGCUGGUCGCUGAUGACUUCAACAUGACCACUGAUGGCAAUCCUUAGAUCCUGAGUCUGGCACCGUGUGUUUGUCUGUUGCGCCAACUCAUCCACAGGCAUCAAUUCCUCCCACAUCUCGAGUCAUUCUUCACAGCGACGCCUCUUCUUUCUCCCUAUAUAGUGUGUGUAUCAAACCCCCUGCACCUGCAGUGCAUUCUGUUCUGUAUAGCAUUGUGCAACAUAUAUAUAUAUAUAUAUAUAUAUAUAUAUAUAUAUAUAUAUAUAUAUAUAUACACACACAAACUAUGACUCAUUUUUCUGUUGAUUCAUUACAGUAGUUGAGUUUUUAAAAACAGGAUUAGUUUGCUUAAUGAGAUUUAGCAAAGUUAAUGCCAAUGAAUGCAGGGAAAAGGCAGUAGAUCCUUUGUUAUCAACAUAAUCAAACUGUAUAUAAUAACCCCUCGAUGUCCACCCUGAAUUGAUUGAAUGAAACAAAUGAGUGUUGUCCAAGCACUGAUAACUUAAGAGUUCCAUUUCCUGAUUUGAAGGCCAGACACCUGACCAGGAAAACAAAACGUGUCUGUAUAUCUUUGUACUGUACUACAGGUCCUAACAUAUGCUCAAAGCUGGUAUGCAACUGACCAGAAUGCACUGUAUUAGAGGAAUUUAAUUGUAUUGCUCCCAGUAAGAAUUUGAAGCAGUUGGCCACAUAGCCCCCCCCCCCCCCCCAUAUAGCGGUCAUACAAUAUGAAGUGAUUUCCUCAGUGUUUUUGUUUUCUAGGAAGACUAGUGUAGUCCAGAAAAUGUGAUUAUUUUUUACUUCGAAAGUUAUUUACUAAUUGAGAAAAGAACCUGUGAUCUGAUCUGCCUGUCUUAAGUGAAAUCAAUAAGUUGCCUAUAACUUAAACUAAUUUAAAAUUGUACAUGUUAAUUUAUUUAAAUACUUGAUUCUUUCAUUAUACUGCUAAUACUAUUAUCUUCAAGAUAGCAGAAAAAUCUAUUAAUUUAUUCCAAUCACUUGUAUUUUCAAGUUGAGCUGUUUUUAUGUUACUGAAUUGCUUUUUUUUUUUUUUCAAAGAACGUAAUGACAUUGCUAAAAGCAAGUUUGAGAAAAGAUUGUAGACUGCACAGUGAAACAAAAUAUCCUCGAGGAUCUGCUUGUUUGCAAAAAUUGUCGAGAAUGAAACAGUAAGGAACUACUGUCAACAUCCCAUGUUUAAUAGGGUUGUGACCCUCUCAGGGAUGCAUCAAGUCAUAACUGAUCCUGGUUCCAUUCAUUUGUUUCUCAGACAUACGUUUUUCUCACUAGAUGCCCCACACUUGCAGUCGCCCUACGUUUUGCUGCACUCUUCCCUGUUUAUUGCACACUAACUUGUAAAGUGAGUAAUCUGACAGCUUGUUAGCUGAGGUGCAGCACCACUACAGACUUUUUGUAUACAACUGCUGUUAAAGUAGCAUUUAAAAGAUGGUGUCCUGGCGACAGUGUAAAUACAGUACAUUUCAGUGUAAACAUAUUUGAGAAACUUGUAGAUUAUUCUAGAAUUUGUAUUUUUGUAUAGACUUUUGAAUUACUAACUGAGUUUGAAGCUAAUGUAUAUCCUCUACCCUUGUAUUUUUCCCCAGUCACAUUUAUGCAGAGGAUUUUUUUUUGCUGUGUUUAGUUGAAUAGUUCUUCAAGCAGCUGGGCUUUUGUACAGUCCCCAAAGUAAGAAAAUAUAUGUAACACAUAGCCUCCUGCUGAGAGUACAAUUUAACAGUAUUGUUUCACACGGGACACAAUGCAAUGACAGAACAAAGGCAUUAUGCCCUGUAUACUAGAGUGUAGAGGUACUUGGCCUUACAACAUAACUGUUCUAUGAGCCUCCUUGCCUUGACGGUCCCUGCUUUAGACAGACUUGCCAUUAACACGCCAACACACUCCUCUUCGCUGAGUCUCGGGCAAUCUUUUCAGCAGCAGACCACAAUAAGGCAAAAGCAUUGAGACAGAAAAGCUUCUGGUUUUCCUAGAAACUAUUGUUUUCCAGCUGUGUGUUUGGAAAGUCAUUCAUGGAUAUGCAGCAUAACUGAUACAAGUGAUGUGAUUCUACAUUUGAAUUCCAGGUUGUAGGAUCAGACCAAACUGACAUGCUUUUGCAUGUCACAUAACUCAUGCUUGGCUUUAUUUUUGCCAAAAUUUAGGAGGUGCCAAGAAUGCAGUUAAGAUAUGAAAGGCUCCAGUCACACCUUGUGUGCUCUAAACCAUUCCACAUAUGCAGUAUGAGAUAUCAGGAGUGUCCCUACUUGGUUCAAUUGGAUUACAAAAAUGUUGAUCAUUUACUCACCAUUUCCUUGUUAAGGCACUCUGAAAUUACUGCCAGAAGUCAAGUUCAUACCAUUAAUAUAUAUUCUUAUACAUGCAUACUGUCAAAGAACAAAACUAUGCAAUUUAUGUGCGGCAUUCACCAGUUUAAAUACUGACUCCAAGACAAAAAUAUUUAACCCUCCCUUCAUUAAAUGAUACUCUGCCACAACCUUAUAUGCGGAACUCACGAGGCAAAAGUUGCCUUUCCAAUGCAUAUGUUAAAAGCAUGUUUCUUUAACUCCAGUAUAUUGCAUUUCACAUUCGGAGUGGUGUUCCCACGAAUGUGGCACGGCACCACAGUGAUCCUUUUACAUGCUGUUGAAAACCAACUGGAUUUGUUUGAAGUAGUGAAUGAAUGAUUCUGUUUUAAGAAUUAUUUUUGGUCAAAUGUACGCAGCUUUUUUUUUUUAAUAAACGGUUCAUUUGGGCUAACUCCAUUUAUGUAAUCAUCUCAGCCUUUCACAUUUAAAA